Durusdinium trenchii is the source of this 1017-nucleotide messenger RNA. NCBI's taxonomy places the organism in Eukaryota, Dinophyceae, Suessiales, Symbiodiniaceae. The record is from the annotation of a GenBank genome assembly.
AUGACGGACGUCUUCAUCGAGUUUGACCGCCAGCUUGGUAAGAAGGUGUUCAAGCCAGACCGCACCAAGAACCAGAGUCGGAUGAGCUUGGCGGCAAAUGAAGCUGUCAUUAUGAAGAAAUUGGUUGGAGCCUUGCGAGGGUUGUGGCGCUCCAGCAAGGGCAAAGGACUUGAUGACAAAGUCACUGAGCUCAAAGGCUUCCUCCUGCCCAGCCCCCGUCCUGAAGGUCGUGCCCAUGAACCUCUUGAGGAUGAGGCUGAUGAGGAGGCUGAUGAGGGUCGCAAUGAGGGUGAUGAUGAGGGUGAUGAUGAGGCUGGUGAGGGUCCCAAUGAGGGUGAUGAAGAGAAUGAAGAACAAGGUGUGGAUGGUGGGGGUGAUCUUGAGGAUGCCCCCGAGACCAGCUCUGACUAUGAUGGAGAGCCCUUGAGUGAACCUUCUCAUUCUGUGCUUGGUGACCAGGCGGAGAAGAAGCCUUUCAACAAAGCUCUCAGCGUCAUGAACCUGGAGGAGACCAUCGAUGAGAAGGUGGCAGGUUCGACUGAGACACCUGUGUGCAAGAAACCCCGAUGCUAUUCCAAAGCAAAGAAAAUUGGCGAAAUCAAAAAGCGUGACCACUCGGCCCAGAAUGUGGUUGGUGAGGUCAUGACCAAGUUCAAGCAAUACGAUUUGGAUAAGUUGGACAUUCCACGCGCAGCCCGGCCACCUGUUGAUGGCAACCACCAGGGUAAACAUGGCUAUACUCUGAAGCAGGACUCUGGAGCUGUCACUGUUUGCACCGCCACCGUGUCUUAUCAAAAGAAUGCACUCCACGAUACCACCAUAUCUUGGAAUUCCGAUAACCUAUCCCCGCGCCACUCCAGACCCUUGCUAAAGACCAAAGCGUAUGUGGUCAAGCGCACCUCUGCCAGCGACUCUGAGAAGGAAAACCUUCAACGAGGACAAAUCACUUGGAAGAAGUUUGGGGGUCCAGGUGAUGCAUGGAAGGUGGCAAUGGAGAGAGCAGGGUGGGCUUCCUAG